AUGCAAUCAGCGUGCGACUGGAGCAUCGACUCGGACCUUCCGUGCAUCAGCAUGGCCGUCAACUUUACGCCUGGCGACAUCUUCCAUGACGAGUUCUGGCAUGAACGAAAUGUGGAGCUCCAAGCAAAUCGGCUGAUCCACUUUCCCUGCGAAGACGAAUACGAAACUGAGGCGAGCAGCAGUCGUCCGGAGCCCACACGAAUGCCGGAGGCUGGAGAACGAGCAGCAACAGGGCUGAAUAAGCAGCCAGCAAGAAAGAAAGAAGCAGCGCAGAAGCGCAUGCCGAAGACAUGGAGCCAAGAGGAGCAUGAGAGAUUCCUCGAAGGUUUGCGACUCCAUGUUCCCCAUCAAUCUCUCCUCUGCCACACUGACGGCACUCUACGGGUUGGCCUCGGCUUAGGGGUUGCAGAGAAGAUUUCCCGGGUGGUGCAGACUAGAACUCCGAAGCAAGUACGGUCCCAUGCUCAGAAGCACUUCGAGAAGCAGAGUCGCAUGAUUGUCAGGGACGCUUGCAGAAAGAAAUGGUGA
Molecule: messenger RNA, 528 nt
Organism: Guillardia theta CCMP2712
Lineage: Eukaryota; Cryptophyceae; Pyrenomonadales; Geminigeraceae
Exons: 1
Coding region: 1-528 (175 amino acids)
Source: RefSeq, a predicted model, not a curated record